AUGAUAAAUCUUUCAAAAAAUAAAAAUAAUAACAGCAUAGAAAUAAGUUCCAAAGUAAAUUUAAAUGAUUAAAAAAACUAAAACGGAUUUGACAUUCUGGAAGCCGGCCAUAAAAUAUGGUCAGACGCAAAUAAAAGGAAUUUUAUAAAUUUAUUUAUAAAACAAGGUCGCUUUCUAUUGGAAUUCACUUUGGAUCUAUUUAUAGUGUUUCCUUUAUAUUUAAUAAAAAUGAUAUGGGUAGCCUUUAUAACAAUAAAAUAAGCGCAUUAAGAAAGAAGGCCGUAUAUAGUAUUAUUAAAAAUAGCAGGUGCUUUCUUCCUUGACAUUAUCCUACCUUUAAGUAUUGUAGGUAUUAGUUUUAAAACAGUAUAGGGUUAGCUUUUUGAUUAUUCACAUAAUGUCUAUUAAAUUUGGUGUGAAAACUGUUUUUUAUUUUUUAUUUCUUUUAUUUUACUAUUAACUUAUUUAAGUGCAUAAAAUGAAAAAGAAUCUCAACCUUUUUCAUGUUCUUUUUAAUAUUUAUUAAGACAAGAGCAUUUAUAAGUACUUGGAUUAGGUGUAAUACAUUCUAAUCUUUUGAAAUAGCUAAAAAUUGAAGUUGGGAAUCAAAAUGGUUAUGGUGAAUAUGUUUCUAACAUAAACCCAAAUGCUCGAAAUAGUAAUGUUGGGAAACUUUAGAAUAUUGAACAAAGUAAUUUUUAUAGAUGUGUAGAUGAAAUCGCAAAAGAACUAUAAAUAGACUUAACUUUGUUUUAUUUUGAUCUUUUGGAUAACUCUUUGGCAUCUUCUACUACUUAAAAUCUUGAAGACUAGUAAAAAAAAUUAAUUUAAUAAUUAGAAAGUAUUGGUUGUAGAGCUAGAUUAAAUGCAAAAGAAAAAAUAUUGUGGCCUAUUUAUGAUUAAAUAUGUAAUACAUAAUAAGCCGAAGUAGCUCCUUUUUUUGUUUUUGCUUUAAUAAUAUGUAUAAAAGUAAUAUUACCCUUUUGGUUUAUAUUAAAAAUGGAUAAAGUUGAUAGUGAUUUUGUGAGUAUUCUUUUAAUAUGUGGUUUUUAUAUAUAUAUGAUAAGCAUUCUGUAUCCAACUAUGAAUAAUGCAGAUUUAAGGAGAAGAUUAUUAAUAGUUAAAAAUGUGAGUAUGCUUUGCGACUUUAAGGAUGCUAAAGAUGAAGAUUUUGUUCGAAGAAUAGAUAUUACAUGUCCUGUGAGUAUAGAAACAUGGGAUAAUUCAAGAAGAAUAGGAUUUUAACUUGAUAAACAUAAUACAGUGUAGUUUGAAUUAAGCUAUAUUUUUUUAGGUAUUUAUUAUAUGUUUUUAGCUUUGGUUUGUUGUUCUAUUUAUGGCAAUAUAUAUAUUAUUAUAAAAAGAGAUUCUAUAUAUUUGCAUCCUUUGUUAGUGAUACAUACUACUGUGGAUUUCUUGCUUAUUACUAUUUUUUUCUUUUUAAGAAUUUGGUACUCAACAGAAUUUAAUUCGUCUUUUUAAGAAUAGACAAUUCUUUUAGAUGAACUUAUUGGAAUUUACGAUGAUCUUAUUUAAAUGUUUGAUUGUUAUUUUACAGAAGGGAUAAUUGGGUAGGCGAAAAAUCCUAUAUAUAAAAAAAUUGUUAAAUAAAUUAAGAGUAAAGCCAAACUAUAUAUUUAAAGAUAAUAUCCACUUAGAGGGAAAAUAUAUACAGAUGAGAAAAAGUUUGAAUUAAAUCUAGUUAUUUAGUUAAGGAUGAGUUUAGAAAAUAUUAGGAAAUAAAUUGUUUUGGAUGAUAAAAUUAAUUAACAUAAAAUAUUUGGAAUUUUGCCACUUUCAUUUGGGGAAACUUUUUCAACUGUUUCUUUAGGAUUGAUGACUGCUAUGCCAGUAGUAUUAAAUAAGUUAGAUAGUAUUUUUAAGAAAUAUGAUUGAAAUACUG
Ichthyophthirius multifiliis is the source of this 1903-nucleotide messenger RNA. RefSeq lists its product as hypothetical. The transcript has 2 exons. The record is from RefSeq and is a predicted model, not a curated record. Lineage: Eukaryota; Ciliophora; Oligohymenophorea; Hymenostomatida.